AUGCAGAUGAUGAAAAUGAUGGUUCAAGAAUCUGAAAUAUCAAGAACAUAUAGCAACAAGCAAAAUUUACUUCUGGUCGGAGAAGGAGACUUUUCGUUUUCUUUGUCUCUAGCCAAAGCCUUUGGUUCUGACACCAGCAUCACUGCGACAUCUCUUGAUACAAGAGAUGAGUUAGGACGUCAGUACAAUAAUGGAAAAGCGAACGUUGAAGAGCUGGAGAAACUUGGGUGCACUGUGGUCAAGGGUGUUAACGUACACUCUAUGACGUUAGACGAUCGCUUAGGUCGAUACGACAUAAUCGUCUUUAAUUAUCCUCAUGCAGGGAAACACAAAGAUUUGGUGAGAGGGUUUAUGGAGAAUGCGAGAGAGAUGGUGCAAGAAGAAGGUGGAGAAAUUCAUGUCACUCAUAAGACAAUUUACCCAUUCAACAAGUGGGAGACGAAGACAUUUGCUGAAGAAAAUGGUUUGAGUUUAAUCAAUCAGAUGCAACUUAACAAAUGGGCAUUUCCGGGUUACGUCUCCAACAAGAGAGGAAGUGGAAGUAACUUUGAAUCUAGCUUUUCUUUUGGAUCAGUUGUUACCUUCAUGUUUAAGAACUAG
Microthlaspi erraticum is the source of this 600-nucleotide messenger RNA. NCBI's taxonomy places the organism in Eukaryota, Viridiplantae, Streptophyta, Magnoliopsida, Brassicales, Brassicaceae. The record is from the annotation of a GenBank genome assembly.